AUUGUGUAGGCAGGAGUCAAUAAAAUUGUGUUUUGUCUUUGAAGUUGGUGGGCCAAGCCGUGUUCAACCCAGACCCUUCACUGCUGACAAAGUGUUAUCUGAUGAGGAUGUGGAAGCAGCUAUUGCCGUUUUGAAACACUCUGCUGAUGAAGACACCAUCCGUGAGAAGAUGAAAGCUACCUUCAUUUAUCGUCAGCCAAUGGUCAACAAUGAGAAGAGAGCAGGGGAUGUGUUCUCAGUCUUCCCAAGAUUUCUAGACACACCUGGACUGAUAGAACAAGAUUUCAGACUGCUGUUUGGGGAGGCCACAGCCAACAAAUUCCUGGAAAAGUGGGCCAAUGAUCUGAAAACAAAAGUGAUAACAGAAAGCCAUGGACUGGUACCGACCACAGAGCUCUUGGAUUUAAUGCGCAAUGCUGAGUCAACUGCUGAAAUUGAGAAUGGCUGGGACAGUGACAUGUCUGCUAUCUUGCUGCUCCUCCAUCUCCUACCACCAUCUGCAAAGGGAAGGAAGAGGCCGGGGAAGGUGUCAGCAUGUCAGGCUGUGCAACACCUCAUCAGAUUCAUAAAAACUGGAACCAGUGUACAGCAGCACCUGGAUAACAUCAGCCAAAGCAGCCAGCCCUACCUCCUUGCUCAGGGGCCUGCAAGAAGCAGCAUUCACACCUUCUUUAUUGUGAUUGACAAGUAUGCCCUUCCAUGCAAGGCAACAGGUUCAGUGGGAGCCCUAGACGAACUCUUUAAGGCCCAUUACGUCUUUGGUACCUCUUACAGCUCUUCCUUGGCCAAGGUGACCAGGACAAAAAACAAUUUUCCGACCAUGCAGACCACCAUGGCCCCUGCCCUCCUGCCCCAGACCAGCUUGCACAAACCCCCCACAGUCACCCUGCCACCUCAAAGUCCCCCAUAUCCCAACUUUCCAGAGACGCAAGUCACACAGCAUCCCCCCAUGAACCAGCCAGCUGUCCACCCUUACCCAACACAGGUUUAUCAGCCAAGCCCCCAGGUCACCACCAUCAAUACUGAUUCAUUACCUGCACCUCAGGCCCCCAUGUUGAGUUCCCCAGCACCACAUAUGAUGAACACUAUGAAUAACCCCUCUACAACUGAGCAGACCCCCCAAGGCACAGACUAUUGA
Messenger RNA from Larimichthys crocea (large yellow croaker), 1138 nucleotides. RefSeq lists its product as uncharacterized. Bases 170 to 1138 code for a protein of 322 amino acids. The transcript is spliced from 5 exons. The record is from RefSeq and is a predicted model, not a curated record. NCBI's taxonomy places the organism in Eukaryota, Metazoa, Chordata, Actinopteri, Sciaenidae.